AUGAAGAUCCUGUUUGUUUGCAUUGGAAACUCUUGCCGUUCGCCGAUGGCCGAAAGUGUCAUGCGGAGUGUCGCAACAAAGCACGGAUUGACCGACUGGCAGAUCGAUAGUGCGGCGUUGCGCGAGUGGAACGUUGGCCGACGGCCGGAAGAGCGAGCCCUGGCGGUGUUGGCCGAGAAUGGACUCUCGUCCGACCACGUCGGACGGCAAAUCGUCCCGCAGGAUUUCGUCCACUUUGACCACAUUUUCGGCAUGGACGAGGGCAACGUAACCGACCUGCUGGCCCGGGCCCCGAGCGACUGUAGCGCAAAAAUAGAACUUCUCGGAAACUAUCGCUACAAGGAGCUCGACAAGAUCAUCUUCGAUCCGUACUUUGAACAUGGCAUCCACGGGUUCCGCCGAUGCUUCGAUCAGAUCGUGAUAUGUUGUGAGAACUUUGUGAAGUUGCACAAAUGAAUUGAAAUGCAUUCCUUCAGCGGUGACAAUGUGAUUAAACCA
Messenger RNA from Anopheles bellator, 498 nucleotides. RefSeq names its product low molecular weight phosphotyrosine protein phosphatase 1-like. The record is from RefSeq and is a predicted model, not a curated record. Gene Ontology annotation, biological process: protein dephosphorylation. The transcript has 3 exons. Gene Ontology annotation, molecular function: protein tyrosine phosphatase activity. Bases 1 to 456 code for a protein of 151 amino acids. Lineage: Eukaryota; Metazoa; Arthropoda; Insecta; Diptera; Culicidae.